Fundulus heteroclitus (mummichog) is the source of this 768-nucleotide messenger RNA. It is a transcript of the gene cldc1, whose product is annotated as C-type lectin domain family 4 member E-like. The record is from RefSeq and is marked predicted. Lineage: Eukaryota; Metazoa; Chordata; Actinopteri; Cyprinodontiformes; Fundulidae.
AUAAGUGAUCCUCAGCUCACAGAGAAACAUGAUGAAUCCUAUGAAAGCCACCGUCCUCUUUGUUCUUCUGGGCCUGAUGGUUCAUGAAAUCUCCUGUCAGGAAACCAGAACUCCUAAGGAAGAGGUUGCCUUCCUGAAAGUGAGGCUUGACUUGAUGAAGGAUCGCUACAAGCAGCUGUGUAACCAGUACUCCAGUCUGGCCAACAACUGCUCAGCUCCAGCCAUAACCUGCAACGAGUGUCCUGCUGGAUGGCUACAGGUCAAAGAUCAGUGCUUCCUCCUGAACACCGACAGGCACAAUUUCUCCACCAGUGUGGAGAAAUGUAAAGAUAUCGGAGCCCACCUCGCCAUCUUGACCACAAGAGAACAGCAUGAGGCGGUGGAAAAAGAAGGCAGGAGGAUCGCGGGGUUUCACAUCUACUACUGGAUCGGACUGAGUGACAGUAAAACUGAAGGGGAAUGGAGAUGGGUGGACAACUCAGCGCUAAAAACUUCGUUCUGGGAUGUGCAGAGAUCAGAACCAGACAACAACCAAUCCCAAGGGCCUGAGGGAGAGGAUUGUGCGGUGGUGGACAGCUACACUCAGAACUGGUACGACGUUCCCUGUGAAUUCCCGUAUCCUCGGAUCUGUCAGAAAACCGCCAGCCCGCUGCUAUGAGAACCGACCACACAACUCUCUGCAGUACCUCCACUGAGCUGCUAAAGUUAUUGAUCCUUUAUUGAAGACGUUAUAAUACAUUUAUGAUAUUACAGUUUCAAUUCACAUUC